Messenger RNA from Vidua macroura (Pin-tailed whydah), 870 nucleotides. Its product is annotated as C-factor-like. The transcript has 6 exons. The record is from RefSeq and is a predicted model, not a curated record. NCBI's taxonomy places the organism in Eukaryota, Metazoa, Chordata, Aves, Passeriformes, Viduidae. Bases 1 to 780 code for a protein of 259 amino acids.
AUGGCAGGGCUCCAGAUCUGCUCUGUUCUGGUGACUGGGGCCAACCGGGGACUCGGCCUGGGGUUUGUCCAGCAUUUCCUGAGGAUGCCAAACCCACCACAGUGGAUCUUUGCCACCUGUCGGGACCCCAAGGGACAGAGAGCACAGGAGUUACAGAAUUUGGCCUCCAAGCACCCCAACGUCAUCAUCAUCCCGCUCGAAGUCGCUGACCCCACCAGCAUCAAGGCAGCUGCAGCCAAGGUUGGGGAGCACCUGGGGGGCUCCGGGCUGAACCUCCUCAUCAACAAUGCUGGAAUUGCAAAGCCAAACUCCCUUGAUAAUGAGACACCGGAGAAUAUGAUCCAGAUUUACACCACCAACACGGUUGGACCCCUGCUGAUGGGCCAGGCAUUUCUGCCCUUGCUGAAGAAGGCUGCCCAGGGGAGCCCAGGCUCAGGGCUGAGCUGCAGCAAGGCUGCCAUCGUCAACAUGUCCAGCUAUGCAGGCUCCAUUGAGGAUAUGUAUGUGUGGGAUUUUGGACAAAUUGUCUCCUACCGCUGCAGCAAGGCUGCUCUGAACAUGCUGAGCAGGUGCCAGUCCCUGGCGUACAAGGAGCACGGCAUCCUCUGCGUCGCUCUCCACCCCGGCUGGGUGCAAACUGACAUGGGGAGCAGAGGAUCAUAUAAGCCUCCCCUGACAGUGGAUAACAGCGUGCAAGGGAUGCUGAAGGUGCUGUCCUCCAUCUCUGAGAAGGAGACUGGUGCCUUUCUGGACUGGGAAGGGAAGGUCGUGCCCUGGUGAGAUGCUGAUUCAGGAUUCUGACUGUGAGGACCUCUGCUGCUGCACCAUGUUGUACCUGUCCCUUAGUAAAUGACUGUCCACAAACAAUAA